Molecule: messenger RNA, 1749 nt
Organism: Toxoplasma gondii ME49
Lineage: Eukaryota; Apicomplexa; Conoidasida; Eucoccidiorida; Sarcocystidae
Product: signal recognition particle SRP54 protein
Exons: 12
Coding region: 1-1749 (582 amino acids)
Biological process (GO): SRP-dependent cotranslational protein targeting to membrane, translocation; SRP-dependent cotranslational protein targeting to membrane
Cellular component (GO): signal recognition particle, endoplasmic reticulum targeting; cytosol
Molecular function (GO): GTP binding; 7S RNA binding; ATP hydrolysis activity
Source: RefSeq, a predicted model, not a curated record
AUGGUUCUGGCCGAGUUGGGAGAACAGAUCUCAGGCGCCUUGAGGCGCCUGCACACAGCGACUGUGGUCGACGAGCAGGUCGUGCAGGAGUGCGUCAUGGCUGUGUGUCGCGCGCUGCUCCAAGCAGACGUCCACGUCCGCGUCGUCCAGCAGUUCAAAGCCUCUGUCACUGCAGGCAUCAACAAUCGUCUCGCUUCGCACUCUCAAGCCUCUUCUUCUUCCUCGUCGUCCUCUUCGUCCGCUUCUCAGAAGACUGCUUCGGGAGGCAAAGGAACCGCGGGGCAGUCAGCUGCGGGAGCAGGUCCUUCAGGUCCCUCUGUGAAGUUCGACGUUGUCACAGGCGCCACCACAGAGGCUUCUGGGACAGGCGCGAGCAAAGACAGUUUUCGGGAAAUCAACACUCGCGCCGCAGCAGUUGGAGUGAACUCCAGAAAAAUCAUCCAAAAAUGCGUUAUUUCGGAGAUCGUGGCUAUGUUGACACCGGCGCGUCAGCCGUACGUCCCGCGCAAGGGCGCGACGAACGUCAUCAUGUUUGUCGGCUUGCAAGGAAGUGGAAAAACGACAACUUGCACAAAGUACGCGCACUACUACCAGCGAAAAGGCUGGCGUGUUGCCCUCGUCUGCGCAGAUACGUUUCGAGCGGGUGCCUUCGAUCAGUUGAAGCAGAACGCGACGAAGGUUCGCAUUCCUUUCUACGGAAGCUACACGGAGGCAGAUCCUGUCAAGAUCGCGGAGGAAGGUGUAGAGCAGUUUCGCAGAGAGAAAUAUGACAUGAUUAUCGUCGACACAUCAGGGCGCCAUAAGCAAGAAGCGGCGCUCUUUGAUGAAAUGAAACAAGUUGCCGAGGCUGUUGAUCCGGACGACGUCGUGUUCGUCAUGGACAGCCACAUUGGACAGGCCUGCUUUGACCAGGCGCAGGCGUUCAGCGACAGUGUCGACGUCGGAAGCGUCAUCGUCACCAAACUCGACGGGCAUGCAAAAGGCGGCGGCGCCCUCUCCGCCGUCGCUGCGACCGGUGCCCCCAUCAUCUUUCUCGGCUCUGGCGAACACUUUGACGACUUUGAGGCGUUUGAGGCAAACUCAUUUGUCUCGCGACUUCUUGGUCUGGGAGAUGUUGGUGGCCUCUUCUCGACGCUGAAGGAGAUGGUUAGCGUGGAGAAGCAGCAAGAGCUCAUGGAUCGUCUCAGCAAAGGAAGAUUCACUCUCGAAGACAUGGGCGAGCAGUUCCGGAAUGUCCUCAAAAUGGGUCCGAUCAGCAAGGUCAUCAGCAUGGUGCCUGGCAUCGGUAGCAAUUUGAUUUCGAAGAACCAAGAGCAAGCAGGCGUCAUGCGAAUCAAACGCUUUCUUUGCAUUAUGGAUUCGAUGACUGAUGAAGAGUUGAAGUGUGAGAAGCAGUUCACAGAUUCUCGCAUUGUCAGAGUCGCCCAGGGGUCAGGCACGACUCUCGAAGAAGUGAAACUGCUUCUCGAGCAACACAAACAAUUCAGCAAGAUGGUCGGCAAGAUGGGGAAGAUCGGCUUAACAAAGGAGAGCGCGCUGCAGAACAUGAUGAGGAAUCCUCAGCAGAUGAUGAGCAAAGUUCAAAACAUGCUGGAUCCGAGAAUUCUCAAACAAAUGGGUGGCGCCGGGAACAUGGUGAAUCUGCUGCGAGAGCUCCAGUCGAACGAGGGCAUGGAAGGCAUGCAGGAAAUGAUGAAGCAAAUGGGCAUGGGCGGAGGCUUCAGAGGCUUCGGAGGCGGCCGACGCUGA